GCAGUGAUUGAUUCUUUCAAUGGCAGCAUCAAGAAGUGAACGAUGCGAGUUCUUCAUACCGAGGAUCAUGUCUUGGAUUUCUCCCGUCCUCCACAUCUCUUCCCCAGGCGGGUCUUAACCAUCUUCUUUUGGUCAUAGCCUCAAACAUCGGCCCGAUGCCGAGGUUAAGCCCACGAUUGUUAUACUCCCCUAUGUGCUCUCGAACAACGAAGAACCUAAAUCAUACAAAUAUUAUUAAAUAUUCCUAUAUCCCAUCUUCCAGACACCAGCAUCAGAGCAUUAACAACUAAACGACCAAAGCAUAUACAACUAGGUUAACAACUACUCUACUCAACCACCGAACUCCAACCAUCCUACACCAACAGCGACAGCGACAGCGACAGCGGCACAAACACUCCCAGAUCAAUAUCAUCAACACCUCCCGCGGCUGGGAAGAUACACCAGCCAAGUCUCGCAGGAGCCAGCCUCGUUCAGCUCAAGCAACCUCUUAAGCCAGUUCAAUUCGAACCUGACCAUUCCACUUCCACCAUCACCAUCCCCUUGCGCCAAACAAAUCACCAGAAAAUCAAAAUCAACCAUGUCACCAUCACCAUCACUCCCCAACAUCCCCCAAUCCGCCCAGGAAGAAGUCUCAGUCUUCUCUUCCAUCCCCUGGUGCCAACGCAUCCUCUCCGACCCAGAAUGGCGCGUCGAGCAAUGCACUUCACGGGUCCUGAAACCCCAAACGCGGGAGGACGCUUUACUUUCGCAAAGCCUAAAGUCCAACGACACAAUUAAAGGAUGGGUAUCAUUAUACAAACGUCCACAAAACACCACCGCCAAUUCCACCAACACUAACCCAACCACCACCACACCCCCCAAUCUAACAACCGAAGUCCUCACCCUUCUCUCUCUCCAACCCGGUCUCAACGGCUACCCAGGCGUCUGCCACGGCGGCAUCGUAGCCACCAUCCUCGACGAAGUCAUGAGCAUUCUCGUCACACGAUGCCGUACCUCCCAGGGCGUCAGGGGCGACAACGUCACUGCCGAUCUGCACCUGACGUACGUGAAACCCGUGCCGACGCCCGCUGUUGUACUAUGCCGGGCCAAAAUCAACGAUAUCAAGGGGCGCAAGUAUUUUGUCGAUGGACAGAUUGUUGAUGGAGAAUCCGGGACUGUUUUGGCAAAAGCUGAUGCUUUGUUUAUUACGGUUCAGAAGGAAAAGUUGUGAUCUGCCCAGAUUGCUUCCCUUUUGACUUUUCCCAUUGGUUCGACUGAAGCAUAUCCAAAGGUAGAUAUCAAUGUUUCAUGGACGUCAACGCGGUCCAGAUUCUUGCAUAACACGGGUGGUCACCAAGGCAUAGGAUACCGAUCGAUACUGAUUGACAGAACGAGUAAUAUCAUUAUCAGCCCAGAUGCGAGCCCCUAAAGCUAUGGGCCUAUGACACUCGACAAGGUUACCAGGUAAUAAUAUUGAUAUCCUCGUACCCAUCCAUGCUAGGUUACACGCAUGGUCAACCAAGAAGAACCAAAUGCCAUACUAGUAUCCGAA
This is a messenger RNA of Exophiala dermatitidis NIH/UT8656, 1531 nucleotides long. RefSeq lists its product as uncharacterized. The record is from RefSeq and is a predicted model, not a curated record. Lineage: Eukaryota; Fungi; Ascomycota; Eurotiomycetes; Chaetothyriales; Herpotrichiellaceae. The coding region runs from base 578 to 1210 and encodes 210 amino acids. The transcript has a single exon.